UCAUUUCUUUACUGUUUUUAAACACGAAACCCCGCAACUCUAACUGCAAGUCUGUAACUGUUCCUUUCGGAUCAAAUCAAACGUUUUCCGAAACCCUAAUUCGGCAACCAGCGAACAGAUAAAUAUUCGUACACACGUAGAAAAUCAAAAUCUCCUCAAUGGAGGAUUCGGAGGGAGGUCUCAGCUUCGACUUCGAGGGCGGCCUCGACACCGUUCCCGCCGCCGCCUCCUCCGCCACCUCGGGGCCCCAUGUAAUAAACUCCGAUACUGCCUUCGGAGGAUCAGCCGCCAACGCGGCCACCGCCGGCCCCGGGGCUGCCGUUGCAGUUGCUGACCCCGCCGCGGGGGGUAAUCAUCCUGCGGGGCGGCGGGGCUUCCGGCAGACGGUGUGCCGGCACUGGCUCCGCAGCCUCUGCAUGAAGGGCGACGCCUGUGGCUUCCUCCACCAGUACGACAAGUCGCGGAUGCCCAUCUGCCGCUUCUUCCGGCUCUACGGCGAGUGCCGGGAGCAGGACUGCGUGUACAAGCAUAGCAAUGAAGAUAUCAAGGAGUGUAACAUGUACAAGUUGGGUUUUUGUCCAAAUGGUCCUGACUGUCGGUACAGGCAUGCAAAACUGCCCGGGCCUCCACCUCCUGUGGAAGAAGUCCUUCAGAAGAUUCAGCAAUUAAAUUCUUACAACUACAACUCUUCGAACAGAUUUUUUCAACAACGGAAUGGUGGUUUCCCUCAACAAGCAGAAAAACCUCAAUUUACUCAAGGUCCCAACACCACCAAUCAAGGAGGGAUUGGGAAAACUUCAACGAAUGAGUCUGCUAUUGUCCAGCAGCAGCAACAGUCUCAGCAGCAGGUCAGCCAGAAUCAGACACAAAAUAUUCCAAAUGGCCUGCCUAAUCAGACGAGCAGAGGUGCUCUACCUUUGCCCCAAGGAAUAUCUAGGUAUUUUAUUGUUAAAAGUUGCAACCGUGAAAAUUUGGAAUUAUCUGUACAGCAAGGAGUAUGGGCAACUCAAAGGAGCAAUGAGGCUAAACUGAAUGAAGCUUUUGACUCUGCUGAGAAUGUGAUUUUGAUUUUCUCUGUCAACCGGACUCGGCAUUUCCAGGGUUGUGCAAAGAUGACAUCCAAGAUUGGUGGUUCUGUCGGUGGGGGCAAUUGGAAAUAUGCACAUGGAACUGCACAUUAUGGGCGGAAUUUCUCUGUCAAAUGGUUAAAGUUAUGCGAAUUGUCCUUCCAAAAAACUCGCCAUCUACGGAAUCCAUUCAAUGAAAAUUUACCAGUAAAGAUAAGUAGAGACUGUCAAGAGCUAGAGCCUUCUGUUGGUGAGCAGUUGGCUUCCUUGCUUUAUAUUGAGCCGGAUAGUGAACUUAUGGCAAUUUCACUUGCAGCUGAGUCAAAACGAGAGGAGGAGAAAGCAAAGGGAGUUGAUCCAGAAAAUGGAGAGAAUCCAGACAUCGUCCCAUUUGAGGAUAAUGAAGAAGAGGAAGAGGAAGAAAGUGAAGAAGAGGAGGAUAGCUUCAGCCAGGUUCCUGGGGCAGCAACUCAGGGCAGAGGAAGAGGCAGGGGAAUCGUGUGGCCCCCUCACAUGCCUCUAGCACGUGGAACCAGACCUAUGCCUGGGACGCAGGGUUUUCCCCCUGUAAUGAUGGGUGCUGAUGGAUUAUCUUAUGGAACUAUUACACCUGAUGGGUUUCCUAUGCCAAACCUUUUCGGGGUUGGCCCCCGUGCUUUUUCGCCAUAUGGUCCUAGAUUUUCUGGUGAUUUUACAGGUCCAGCCUCUGGCAUGAUGUUUCGUGGGCGGCCUUCGCAACAUUUUCCAGCUGGUGGAUUUGGGAUGAUGAUGGGUCCAGGGCGUGCUCCCUUUAUGGGAGGGAUGGGGGUUGCAGGUACAAAUCCAGCUCGACCUGGUCGGCCAGUUGGUAUGCCCCAAAUGUUUCCACCACCCCCACUUCCAUCCUCUCAGAAUAUCAAUCGGAUUGUGAAGAGAGACCAGAGGGAUAAUGAUCGAAGUGACAGGUAUAGUGCAGGUUCAGAUCACAUCAAGGGUCAAGAGAUGCCUAGUCUGGGCGGACGACCAGAUGAUGAGGCACAGUAUCAUCAAGGAUUCAAGGCUCGCCGUGAAGAUCAACAUGGUGGUGGUAAUAACUUUAGAAAUGAUGACAGUGAAAGUGAGGAUGAGGCGCCUAGGCGAUCAAGGCAUGGGUAGGGAAGAAAGAAAUGGUGAGGCUCAGAAGGAGAUGCUACCACCGGCUCUCAUCACUUGACAGAUUCGACUAGCUGAGUCGCAUAACGAGUGACAUAACUGGGGAAGCCAUCUUUCUCAAGCUGACCGCUUUCUUGGAAACAAAAUAAGAGUAGGAAGUCUUCCAGAGUACUUUUGCUGUAUCUAACAAGUCCAGGGUGGUGAAAUGUCUUGUUUUCAAAAAUCUAUUCAAGUGUUCAAAUGUGUUGCUAGGACGUGUUGAGUUAAUAACGAAUCGAGAAGAGUGAGAUGAUUGGUUACGGGGACGUGUUAGUAAUAUAGGCUAACGUACUUUGUAAAUAAUCGUUACAAUAUUGUAUCCAAUAGUCUACUCUAUUGAUCUACAUCUUCUCCAUCUCCACCAUCAUUGAUGAGUGUCUGUAUUUCUCUUAUAAUAUAAUGUUGUUGGGUUACAGUA
This is a messenger RNA of Carya illinoinensis, 2655 nucleotides long. Its product is annotated as 30-kDa cleavage and polyadenylation specificity factor 30-like. The transcript is spliced from 7 exons. Bases 159 to 2201 code for a protein of 680 amino acids. Gene Ontology annotation, cellular component: nucleoplasm. The record is from RefSeq and is a predicted model, not a curated record. Gene Ontology annotation, molecular function: metal ion binding; N6-methyladenosine-containing RNA reader activity; mRNA binding. Lineage: Eukaryota; Viridiplantae; Streptophyta; Magnoliopsida; Fagales; Juglandaceae. Gene Ontology annotation, biological process: mRNA splicing, via spliceosome; regulation of mRNA splicing, via spliceosome.